Molecule: messenger RNA, 2178 nt
Organism: Anisakis simplex (herring worm)
Lineage: Eukaryota; Metazoa; Nematoda; Chromadorea; Rhabditida; Anisakidae
Source: the annotation of a GenBank genome assembly
AUGGGUUCUAAUUUUCACACUUCAUCGAAGCCUCUCAAAGAAAUCGACAUUCGUCCUCCUGAAAAUACAGUCAAGGGUGCCGUAAGUUUGAAUCCUGAUAUCGGCAAAUAUAUCGAUGCUGAUUUUGGGCUUAACGAUGGCACACCUGUGCCAUGGACUUAUGUUACAUUCGAUAAACAGAAUGAAGUUCUCUCUGAUUUGAUCACUCGUUUGGUCGUUGAGCUGAAGCUACCACAAGCCGAUAAGAAUGUGUAUGCAUUGAAAUUCGAAAGUCCCGAAAAUGACGGUGCGUUCUUAACUGAUGAAAAUCGUGCACUCAUACGACAAGGAUUUAUGAUCAUUUUAACUGCAUCUCCAGAACGUUAUUCACAUUCCAUAUUGGAACGUUUACGACGAUUAUCGAAUCGAGUUGGCGAACCUCGUGCAACGCUAUCUGAAUUAAUAGCUAUCUGUGGUGAUUAUGCUUUUGCAUCGGAAUUUCAUCGUGCCGGAGGCAUAAAACACGUACUGGAAAUGAUCGAAAAUGGUUCAUAUUCAGAGUGCGUUUGGACUGAAGUAUCAGACGGUUUCGUGUCAAAAAUUGCAGAAAAUAUAACUGGACGUGCGAAACAAGAGGACAACACGUUAUUGUUAUCUUCUUUGAAUAUCGUCGAUCUUGUUCUCAAUUCUAAAAGUGAAGAAAAAAAGCAACUGGUGAUGCGUGAAGUUCCAUUCGAAUCACUCAUUCGACAUCUGGAAAAAUCUGAUGAGCGUAUCAUUUACAACGUACUCAUGCUAAUGAAUUCACUCUAUGCGAAAGCAAGUGACGAUGACAAAUUGAUCAUUGUUGAACAUUUGCAUGCCACACCAUUUCAACGUGCCAUCGAGAAUUCAGUGUUACGUAAACGUCGCCAGCUGGAUGUUGGUAUUGAGCAGCAACUGCUUACCGUUCAGCGAAUAAAGCUUAAUCAACUUGCUCGUAGAGCAAUGCAUCCAGCAUGUGAAACUGAUAUCGAACGUUUACAACAACUGAAAGCACUUAGUGCGGAUGGUACGCAUUCACCAAUUCCAUUUCAAUCACGUCGUCAACAGUGGCACGAUUUUGCGAGCGCAGUUGCCAACACACCACCUGGUUCAUUGGCCGUUGAUAUGAUCAGCGGUUUCGCCACCUAUCAUUCAGACUCGAUCGCGAAGAUAACAAUGGAAAACUCAUUGAGAGGUGAAAGCUUGGCGUGGCCUGUACUAUUGGUAUGUGUUCGCCUUGUACAAAUGCUGAUUGAUAUCUUACAUAUCAUUAGUGAACCGGAAGAUGGUGAUCGAUUGGUCGUAAUGUUAUUCAAAAGUGAUCGACCUUUUGUGGAUUUAUUCGCUGUUAUGGUUCGCCUCUUUCAUAGAACAUGGCGUGAGAUGCAUGCUAGUGAAGAGGAUAUCGAUAAGGUAUUGGCUGUAGUUCAGAAACAGUUGGACAUUUGUAUGUUGGAAAGACCUGAAACGAUGGAGAAACUUGAAGAAUUCCUCGUUGUUCACUCGUAUCCACAUAUGCAAAAAAUCUGGGAAAGAGAACGGAGUGCAAAAGAAGCAGAAGAAUUACAAAGCGAUGCAGUUAGAGAGUUACGCGAAUUUUUACGACCGCAAAUAAUAGAACUUAUAAAGAAAAAUCGAAAAAAUGUAAUCAAAAACGGAUAUACGUUUGGAAAGCUGUCGAAAAAUAAGUCUAUUCAAAAAGGACAGCAAUUUUGGCAUUGGAAACUUGAUCCGAAUGAGAAAACUCUUCUGUGCACAGACUGUACUGCAUCCGAUAAUACCGUAAUUGUGGACCCAACCGUCACAAUUAAAAUUUCUGUAUCAGAUAUCCAAUGUGUUUGGAGUGGUGAUGAGAUUGGAGAUGGUUUGCACACGUUAACGAAAAGUAAGAAGAAUGCAGCCGUACGAGGUUUGUCGUUAGAGGUGGGUGAUAAAGCGGACGUUUAUCACUUGCUCACUUCUGAUGAACCAGUCAUAAACGCUUGGAUGGAUGGUAUCAACGCUUUGAUAGGAUGUCAACGAUUAUCAGCACAAGCGCAGCAACAAGUUGAUCGCUUUUUGAAUAUCGAGUUGAAGAUGAGGUUGUUGCAAUUGGAGAAUUUUCAAAACGCCUGCCAAAUACCUCCACCACCGAGCAACUUCGAUUGGAUUCCAAAUAAUAAAGCAAUGGUAUGA